Molecule: messenger RNA, 1145 nt
Organism: Etheostoma cragini (Arkansas darter)
Lineage: Eukaryota; Metazoa; Chordata; Actinopteri; Perciformes; Percidae
Exons: 7
Coding region: 1-1077 (358 amino acids)
Biological process (GO): regulation of apoptotic process
Source: RefSeq, a predicted model, not a curated record
AUGAGUUUGUCAGAGAUCAGCUGUGCUUCUCUGGCCUCAGCUCUGAAGUCCAACCCCUCCCAUCUGAGGGAGCUUGAACUUAGUGACAAGCUUCAGGAUUCUGGAGUAAAUCUGCUCUGUGGUUUUCUACAGAGUCCAAGAUGUAGACUGGAGACCCUGAGAUUGAAUCGCUGCAAUUUGUCAGAGAUCAGCUGUGCUUCUCUAUCAUCAGCUCUAAAGUCCAACCCCUCCCAUCUGAGGGAGCUGGACCUGGGUCUCAACAACCUUCUGGAUUCAGGAGUGGAGCUGCUCUCUUGUUAUGUGGAGAGUCCACACUGUAGACUGGAGACUCUGAGGUUCAGGUGUCCUGGUCCUGGUGUGUUUCAGUGCAAUUUGACUGGACUGGUGUUCGUUAUGGGACAGGAGGCGGAGGUCCUCUACAGUAUUGUCCAAUGGAACCAGAGCCUCCUCCAAUCAGCUGGCAAGAAGGCUGCAGGGCCGCUGUUCGAAAUCAAGAGCUCUGAGGAUUCUGCUGUCCUCCAGCUCCACCUUCCACACUGUGAAACAAAGGAUGGGAUGUCUUUAAACAGCCUGCGGUCCGGUCCGCGUGCAACAUUUCACUUGAAGUAUGGACCAAAUUUCCAUCCAACGUUUGAAGUUUUUGUGACUACGGACACAGAGAGAGUGACCUUGAUGGUCCAGGACCAAGAGAGGACAGAAGUGUGGAAGCGUCAGGUGUUACUGAAAGAGGAUAGCAUCCCAGCAGUAGAGAGUGUCCCAUUAGUGGACAGCGUCCCAGUAGUGGACAUUGUUCCAGCAGUGGACAGCAUCCCAGCUGACAGGAAGCUCUUCUCAGUCCGAAUUCAGUUCCUUAACAGAGUGACUGAUCCGGUUCUGAAUCAGCUCCUUGAUAAACUUCUUGAGCGCCGCGUGAUCAACGACGCUGAGAUGCAGUCGGUCAGAGCAAAGUCCCGAGAAGACAAAGCCCGGGACGUGAUCGACACGGUGCGGAGGAAGGGACCGGAGGCCUGCAGGGUCCUGAUCGCGUCUCUCCGGGAGGUGGACCCGUGUCUUUUCAGAGUGCUGAACCUCAGAUGAAGCAAAAGCCAGAAACUGUGGAGUGGGAUGAGGAUCGAUCUCUAAGACAGUUUCACGUCACUUCCUGU